AUCGAGAGAUAUAUGUGAAAGACUUGUUAAACACUUAUAUAAAUUUAAACGGUAUACGCAUGCGAGUAUAUUAAAUGGUGGCAUUCGUGGGAAGUAACAAUGUUAACGUGCCUUUGAGUUACGUAGAAUAGCCUAACGAUGGCGAUAUAAUCGCAGCGAGGGUCGAUGUUUUUGUAACGUGCGUAUACGAGUGCCCGAAAGCCAGCCGUCGAGAUGCCGCAAAGGUUUCUGGGUAUGCGGAGGGAGCCAUAUUUUUCCAAUAUCAGUUACGCGAAAACAGCGUACGCAUAGGAUCUGCAGAAUGGAGUUUCGCUCAAUAGUUUAUGUCGAAGAAGUGUUUUACGAAAGGAAGUGAUUACGAAGUAAACGACGAGGGAUCAGUGCGAGAAAGCGAGGAAACUGUGUUAGUCAGAAUAUAAUAAGCGUACGUUUCCACGCGAUCAAGAAGUGAGGUUCGGUGAAAACGAUGAGCGCGGCCCGCGCAGGUGUUCGAGUCGAGAAGAGGGUUAGUUAACUUAACCCGAGUUCGUAACCGCGACCGGUGGUAGUGGUGGUAGUACUAGUGGUGGUGGUGGAGGCAGUGGUGGUGGUGGUGGUGGUGGUGCUACUGCUGCUGUGACGAUGACACAGCGUCAUAACACGACGUACGUCCGUCCGUGCGAUUUAACGUGAAUUGUUACGGCAAUAUAAAGUGUUUUUUAUACCGAGAGUGUAUUCGCGCCAUUACCGAUCGAGCGAGCCGUGGCUCGGUCACGAUUAACCUUUACGUAUUCAGUGUCGAAGAAAAUGGCUUUCUUCUAUAGUGUGUGAACGAAGAUUCAAAAUAGCAUAUUUUUUUUAGUGACAGUGGCUUAUAAUGACAUAAUUGAGUGGUAUUCAUUAAUCGAAAAGUGCGUCUAUGUGAAACGGAGUAAUUAGAACUGCGACCACGAAUAAAGCGACAAGACCAUGGCAAUGACACAACGACCUUAACUAUUUAUCCGACAAAAUUAAAUUUUUCUCAUUUACAAACGUAGUACUAUUUUCACCAAAGUUGACUUGGAUGUUGUUCGUCGAUCUACAACAUUCGCUAAAAUUUCCUACUUUAAACGCAGUUUUCCAGCGUAACCUACUAUACCGCGUUACGUAUAACAGCGUGUUCAAGAGUCUAGGUUAGUUGAAUGCUUGGCCCCAUUGUGUUGUUUGAACGCGACUGAAUCGGUAAACGAGACAAAUGAAUGAAUCGUCGCUUUGUAAAUCAACCUUGUAAAUGACAACAGACGCGUAAUUUUCUAAUAAACAAUGUUAUUAUUUACUGUACGUCAAACGGGUAUUUGGGAAUGGAAAUUUUAAAAGAAAUUAUUCUUUUUUUAUUUUUUUUUGCUCCAAAUGUCAUAGAAUUUAUUUAAGAAUAUACGAUUUACUAUAAGUAAUUAUCCAAUUUUUUUAAAUGUUUUCUCAUAGAAGAAAUCUCUUAUUCCAUACGAAUAUAAAAAAAAGUAAAAUAACGUUUUCAUUUUCGAAACGAAUUAUUUUUCACGAAAAUAUAUAUCGAUCAAAUGGAAAAAUGUUGAUCUAUCAUUUAUGAUCUAUUAUCAUAUUGUUUUCUAUGAUAUAUAAUCAUCGAACAAAGAGAAUAAUACCGAUCAUUUUACCGUGAUUUCCGAUUUUACAUUAAAAUUACGAACAAUCAACGAAACUAGUACGAUGGUAGAGUAUACCAAUCACAAGAGAGAGGUUAGACGGGCAUUGACCGGUGAAUAGCGCGUGUCUUUCGUCCGACGGAUACUCUCUAAUUUCAAAAUCUUGGCACCGUUGUUAUAGUCUGUGAUCAUCUACGAAGAAAGUGUUUGUGAGCGUGUUCGCGAUUUAAAAAAUUUAUCGAGAAAUUAAAAAAAAAAGAGAGAGAGAGAGAACGAUCGGUGAACCGUCCAUCUCUGGUAUGCGGUGUACGGUGAAGCCAAGGAUGUCGAAUAACAAGAUCGUGUAUGGCAGGUGUGAGAUUCGAAUGAUCGAUGAGCGUACGUGGGCAAGAGGAACGACCGAUAGAAAGCGGUGGAUUUCGGUGGUGGUAGACGCGUGAUCAUUUCCGUUUAUGGGAGGAUGCGGCAGAACCUGGAGGUAUCUCCACGUAGGCGUGCUACCUGCGUCCCAGUGAUGUCCGUGUCGGGGUUACUUGCAGCGCUGCUGGACCUGGACCAUGGCCGGCAAGCCUGAGCAGCCGUCCACACACCCUGCUCUCCCGACUCACGGACAUCAGCAUCAACACCACCACCAUAAUCAACAACAACAACAACAACAACAACAGCAACAGCAACAACAGCAACAAGAACAUCCUCAACACGCACAGGGGAUUCAACAGAAUAGCGUUCUAGUCUACGUUUCGGGGGAGAAUUUUGCGUACGCGACGGCGGUCGGUCAGAAUGCCGCCGCCGCUGCUGCUGCUGCUACCGCAGUCGGCUAUCAGUCUCCACAGCAGGCAACGUACGCCGGCAUUCUGCCGCCGCAGGUGGCGACGGCGGCGGCGACGUUUCCCGCCAAAACCGCCAUUUACUGCAACGAUAACAACGGCACCGUUGGAACUACAACGGUCAACAAUUGUUGCCGGUUAAAACCGCUCGAAUAUGUGUCCACCGAUGGAGAGUCGAGCCGAUCGGCACGAUCCGUGUCCACCGGUAACACCGAAGACGAAGAAGAUUAUGGAUCGAUCGUGUCCAACAACGGUUUACUGUACAGACAGACGACGAAUCUGGUUCAAACGACCGGCACGUCCACGACCACCACGAUGACGUGUGUGGCGGCGGCGUGCGACGGCAAAAAUCCGGAAAACCGAAAUCCAUUGGAAAACGAUUCGAGCAAUACCGAGAACCUCGCAACGAACAACGUGGAGCCGAUCUGUAGGGUGAACGUCGGUGAAAUGCUACCCAACAAAUUAUUUCCAACGAGGAUUCACGGCGACGUUUAUCCAUCGGGGGCGAGAUUGACCGACGGUUACAACGGUGGCGGUAGUCAGAUCGCGCAAGGGAAUCCCGGGGAGGGUUGCGUCGGUGUUUUAAGCGACGACGCCUGUGUCGCGUACGUACGAAACGAACCGUCUCAAGGGUCCGCGAGUGUUUUUCAAGGCGACAGUGUGGAACAACGUAGCAUCAAUAUGGAGGAGAAAAGCCGGCAACAGGACGGUUUCGAUAACCAAACCGGCUCGUCGCUCUCUUCGUCCGGUUCGAAUGUCGGUGUCGUCAGUAGUGGUGGCGGUAGUGUUGUCGUUAUCGGUAGUGGUGGUAGUGGUGCGACUAGCUGUGACUCUGUCCGAUCUGAUACCGGUGAAUCGUCCACGUAUAGCAGCCUGAGCAGCCCCGAAAGUCAAAGUCAAUCGGCACACGAUGGUUUGUCUGCCGCGUCGGUUAACGGCGGCGGUUCGUGCGCGCAGCAGGCUGCGCGUCAGCCGCCGCUUUCGCGCAUCAACAAUUCGAACAAUAACAACGUCGUUCAACAAAAUGUAGUGCUGACAAUGAACGGUAGUGCGGUGGUUACGCAGCAACAGCAGCAUCAGCAACAAGCGAUUACGGUACCACGUGGAUGGAAAAGGAUAUGCACCAACGGCGUCAUCAUUUAUAUCAGUCCAAGCAGCACAGCGCUGGGUUCGCUGGAUCAGCUGAAGGAGUACCUGACAACAGUGGGAACCUGCAAAUGCGGUCUCGAGUGUCCGCUAAGACCCGAACAGGUCUUCAACUUCGACCCCAAGGUUGUGACACGACCUUGGAGCCCGGAUCAGGGCAAGACGCGGGAGAUGACCAAGCUGUGCAACCAUAAGAGGAAACUUUUGCUGCCAACUACGGCGGCUGCCAGUCCUGUUGCAUCCUGUACACCGGCGGUCUCCUCGGCUUUAUCCGCCGGACCGGGCGCAACCGCGAUCCACGUGAACGCAGACUCGCCCACCUCGCCUGACAAAGCCAGGAAAGAUGGUCUCAACAAGAAAAAGAAGAGGAAAAUAGGGGGGAUAGGAAACAUUUUCUCCGGAGUCUCUGUCUCGCAACUUAUGGCACAACGUGAAAGAGCUAUCGUUACGGCAGCUGGGGUGCAAGGAUCGCCAGUGCCGAAUGGAUCGCAGGUGUGGCCAAUCGCGAUACCCAAUUUGCAAGUUCAACAGAGCAACCAACAAAUCUGUCAUCAGACGCUGAAUUCACCUUCGCAAACUCAAGAUAUUAACGGCUGUGCAACCAGAAAUCCUCAGCAAAGGUUAGGUCAGCAUAAUAUGUCCGGGAUGCUUAUGGGAAAUUCGCUGAUAAUGAAUCAGCAGGGCACUAAUUUCAACAACAUGAGUCAACAGCAGCAACAAUUGCUGCAACAGCAGCAUCAACAGCUAAUAUUGCAGCAACAACAGCAGCAGCAGCAGCAACAACUUAUGCAACAGCACAUGUCCCAGCAGCAACAACAGCAACAGCAACCACCGCAACAGUUGAUGCCUCAUCAUCAGCAGAUGCAACACAUGCAAAUCUUACAACAACACGAGCAGCAACAUCAAAAUACGGUCGUGAAUCAGUUAACGCAACAACAAGCUCCCCAUUAUCUCAACCAAUUGAAUCAGCAACCGUUACACAUAAUGCAGCAACAGGAACAUUUGAGCCAGCAGCAACAGCAACAACAGCAGUUGCACAUGCAACAAAUGCAGAAACACAAAAUGCAGCAGCAACAACAGCAGCAACAACAGCAACAACAACCGCACAUGACUCAAGAAGUUGAUCAAUCGGGCAAUUAUCCUCAACAUUCGUCGGAGAAUUACGCGCAUCACAUGCAAUCCUCGCAAGUGACGGGUCAGGCUACUCUUCAUCCGCAGUUGCACCAAAUUCAUCAGCAUCAAUUGCAGCAACAAACGCAGCAGCAUCAAGCUAAUCAACACGUGAUGCAGGCAUCGGCGGACCAUUUUCAAAUGCAGAUACAGCAACAGUUACAGCAGCAGCAACAGCAACAGCAUCAACAUCAACAAGUACCUCAGGUGUGCGUGCAACCUCAAUAUCCUAAUCAACAGUUGAAUCAUCAUUCGUUGGAUGUGAUGCAACAACAAACUUCUGGUUCUGUGAUGAAUACCGCCGACAUGCAGAAUAGAUUGAAUCGUACGCCUUCCGUGACGGAGGAGGAAAUGAACGUGAAGCAGAUGCAACAGCAGCAACAGCAGCAGCAACAACAGCAACAACAACAGCAGCAGCAGCAACAACUUUUGUUGCACAAUCACGCGGUACAACGGCACCAUGUCGUACAAAAUGGAAACUUGUCGAACAAUUCGCACGAAAACAUGCAACGAAUGUAUACUCAGAAUCAAGUUCAAUAUCCCGUGAGAAAUUUCGACGGUUCGAAAGGGACUGUCGUAGAUGUGAAACAUCAGCAACAAUACGCUUUAUCGAACGUAGCGGGAAGGAGCCCGAAUACGAAUCACGGUGUUGAGGCACAGCCUGGAAUGGGACCAAACCCGGGCCAACCCGGUAACGUGCAUUUCAACUCGAGGACACCACCUUGGCAGCAAAAUCGAUCAGCUUCGGCCUCUCACCAACCUUCUCUCGUCACGGUCCAGAACAUCACCUGCAACUCGUUCGAUCGUGUCCCACCCCUGCAUCAUCACAUUCCACAAGCGUCCACCUGGACCGACGAAGUGGCGCGAAAGAAGGCCAAGUCUGGCAAGAUAAUCGUGAAGAAACAACGCCAGCAUAGCGUGACGGACGUUCGAAGUAACAGCCUCGAUCAAUCGGCCUCGAGUCCGAUCGACGAGUUCAACGAGAAGAGUCAACAGCAGAACAACAAUCAGAUAGGGUCGACCGUUAACAGCAGCGGUCCCUCGUUCCUGGAAGAUCCGAGCGGUUACCUCGCACAGCAGACCGCGUUGUUGAACAGCACGAUAUCGAGGCAGACCGGUGUCAGUAGUUCCCAAGUGGGAAUAGCCAAUAAUUCGAAGGCGCCGCAAACGAGUCACGGAUCGCAUUUGCCCAAUAACAGUUAUCUUCCACAACCAAAGCCUUCCUCCGGCGCUAGCCCUACCAGCACGUCGACCUUCAAUUCCGUGAAGAAUCACGCCACCUCGCCUGUGGUCGUGCACAGCAGCAUGACGCCGACUUCGAGCGGUGGUGGUGGGACGGAUUCGGAGAGUAGCCCUUGCCAAGGUUGCGUAACCAGCGCUGACACUCAAUCCUACGUUCAGGAUCAAUACAAACAACAAAUGCAACGCCAGUACCUGAUGCAUUCAGAUCAACGCGAGGAUCCUGUCACGUCGUCAACGUUCGGCGAACAGUAUCAGAACAAUCAACAACAAGCCGACUCGAGGCCGAUCCAAGGCGGUACCGUGAGCACCAGCCAUGGCUCGCCUAUCGGCACCAACAGUCCAGCGAAUUCGGACACGCCAGCUUCGUCGACACCCGGCAUAUCGCAGCCGGCCACGCCUCAAAGUCUUAUUUCGUCUCAACCGUCGACGCCCCACAGUUACUCGCAACCGCCUACACCUCAUUCGCAUUCUACUUCUUCUGGUCAGGUGCCAUCUCAACCUUUAACGCCCCAGGCUCAACAACCCUCGCAAUCCUCGGUGAGCAGCGUUGGGCAAGAGCAACGCGCGGAAACGCCUUGCUCCGCUGCAACGAGUUCAAACAUCGUAGUUCCUUCUAGCACACCCUCGUCGCAAACAUCCAGUUCCGGUACGGACGGUAUGUCGUCUCAGAUGACGAAGAGGCAGGCAACCAGGCAGUCGUCCUUGGACGGUUAUCAGCCGCAUCCCCAUACCGUAAACGCCGUCUCGAGAGUGCCGAUCAAUCAUUUCGCGGGUACGUCGUCGGUGAUAACCACGAUGGCCAGUGGUCAUACAGUUAGCAGUAACACCAUCACCUCUGUGCUGGCUGGAAGAGCGAAUACCGCCACUGUGUCGAUAAACACGCCCUCUGGAAUCCCGAAUCCAGCCAUACCCGAUAUACUUUCGAACAAACCUCAGCAUCAAGCGUCCUCGACGACAUUGACGAAUGUACCGACCACCGUCGUUCCUACGACUUCGUCCCUUCCGAAUAGUCAAGCGUCGAUAGCGAUAAGCGUCUCGAAAUCGCCAUUGGAGAUGGUUCAGAGCGUCGUGAGCAGCAUACAAGUACCUCAGGCCAGUACCAAUUCACCAGCGCAACCGCAAAAUCAACAACAACAGCAGCAGCAACAGCAGCAGCAGCAACAACAGCAACCGACUCAACAGCAUCCUCAGUCCAACGUGCAGGUUCACAACGUUCUUACGUCCGGUGGUAUAUUGAAACAUCCCGCCGGAUCUACUCUACCUCCUGGACACAUACUGGUGUCGAACGGCGGCCAACUAAUAAUGGCUAGCACGGGGUCGGGAAUCAACGGUGUCAUGGCACCGCCACCUCCGAAAAUCAUUUCCAACUCGAACUCUAUGCCACCUUUGUCGGUGUCCCCUAUGGUGACCAGCGUGACAGGUGCUGUUAGUCAGGUGAUCCCAGCUGUGGGGAUGGCGCAGCAAGUGAUCGGGCAACCAACGGUGCUCGUCAACACUAUACAGACCCCUGUCCUUAUCCAACCCGGUGUCAUGACGAUGGACAGCAUAGGCCAGAACGUUCAGAUACCGCAUCUAACAGUAGCAACUGGGAACGUGAUACAGAAUGCCCAGUCGAUCCUGGACGCGAAUCAGGACGUGGCGAGGAGCGUGAGCGCUAAUCAGGGGAUGGUGAACAGGCAACCGGCGUUACUCUCUCCCGAAUCGGCAAUGAGCAAGAAGAAGGCGUACAAGAAACGAAAAGCUAAUCCGCAAACAGUGGCCUCGAUGUUGCACAUCGCCUCGUCCCAGCAGAACGCGGGCAUGUUGAUGCAAUCGCAGUCGAACUUCGCGCAGCAGAACUUCCAGACUCAGAGCAUAGGCGGACCGAUGUUGCAAGCAUUGACUAUUGUUCCCGGGAAAGGUGGAGCCCCGGCUCAAUUGGUAAUGAACGGGCAGGCUGGCGCAACGUCGGCGCAGUUCAACGCUCAACAAAUCAUCACGAAUCCCCAACCGACUCAGCAAAUAAAUCUUCUGCAACCGGUGAAUUUGUUGAACGGCGCCGCUGGUAUGGUGCAAAAUUUCCCCACCAUACAACAGUUCAUCGUACCUGGUAUAGGGAGUAUGGUGAUGUCCGCGGACGGGACGGCUACCUUGCUCCAGGACACGGGAAAUAUCGGUAUGCAGCUGCAGAUCCAGAACGUGAACGGUCAGAACGUGUUGACUCCAGUGCAGAGCCACAGCGGAAUAUUCAAUCCGAGUCAGAGCAUUCUGGCAGCUGGUCCUGCUGGAAUGGUGAUUCGGGCGCCGCAAGCCACCGGAGGGAAGAUAAUUCAACAGCACAGCCCCGGCGCGCAAUUCCUCUCCCCGAACAGCGGACAAUUUUUGGUGAAUGGAACCACGUCGUUUGGGAAUCAAUUGAGCCCGAUAGUGGCGAACGUGAGCCCGAAUCAGCAGGUGACUUUCAACGCAUCCCAGGUACGACCGACAAACAUGCAGGGCCAGCAGGAAUUCAUACAGAUGAACGGGCAGACAUUGAUGGUUCCUUGCGGGACAGCGCAAAAUAUCGCCGUUUCGUCUGCCCCCAAUCAACAGAACACGACGUUCGUUCAACAGAACACCACGAUCGUGCAGCAACAGACGACCAUGGUAUCUAACAAUCAGAUACCUAAUUUUCAAGCUGCGGCUUCUAACGGAACCACGGUCGAUCCUUCCUUAAACAUCGAUCACAAUCAAUCGUACAUCUUGAGUUCUGGAAUGAUUCAAGGAAAGGCGCCUACCUCUCCUAAGAGUAGCGUGAAUUCGCCCUCCUCGGAGCAGAACGUUGAACAACAGCAGUACGUUCUUGCGAGCAGCAGCACGACCGUGGUCGAGAAAACGGGUCAACAGAGCGAUCAACACAGUCCUCUGAUGGCAAGACACUCGGUGUCCACCCAGACAGCUGGAAACCAAGCGAAUAUGGCUCAAUCGGCUAUGAUGAGGCAAGGAUCACCGCCUGAUACUACCACCCACAGCCCGGGGAAUAGCCAAAGGUCGAACAGUCCAGCUGUGGACACUACGACGCAUGGAGCUGCUUCACCUGCACCACCGAUCACAGCUAGACAUCAUUCGUCGUCCACGCCGAUGGUUCAUUGCGUGUCGAGUAGCGAACCGGACUCGGGCGACGUUCCAGUGGCGUCUGAAGAUUGGAGGAUUCAGGGUAUCACGACGAAAGAGAUCACGCUUAGUCAACCGGGUCUCCAUGGGAAAACAUACGUGGAGUCGACGGUUACUACUGGGAUCCAGAUCUAUACGUCAGAGACGUUGAAGCAAGCCGAAGGUGUGGUGAGCACAGUGAGGUGCGAGGGCAGGGAACAUGCCCUCGGCCGCGGAAUCAAGCGAAAGCUGGACUCCAUCCAUUCCAUGCAUUCUACCCUGCAUGAAGACCAAGAUGUAGCCGAGGCAAAGUCGGAGGAGAAGAGCCAGAGGAAACUGGAGGUGGGUGAGCUAGUAUGGGGCGCCGCAAGAGGAAGUCCGGCGUGGCCGGGCAAGGUCGAGUCUUUGGGCCCACCGGGCACCAUGACGGUGUGGGUCCGUUGGUACGGGGGCGGGGGCGGUCGGAGCCAGGUCGAGGUCAAGGCUCUCAAGUCCCUCUCCGAAGGCCUCGAGGCGCACCACCGUGCGCGAAAAAAGUUUAGGAAAAGUCGUAAAUUGAACAUGCAGCUGGAGAACGCUAUACAGGAGGCGAUGGCCGAGCUGGACAAGGUGACGGAGUCGAGCAAGGAGCAGAAGGUCGGCGGGAAGUCGUGCAAGGUGUCGAGCGGAAGCAAGGAGUGCGGCAACGCAGGCUCGAAGCAGGAUGGGAAGAGGUCGUCGUCGAAGAAGGCGUCUGUCGGUUCUGUGAAUCCUGUCGCGGCUGAACAGAAACAGUGUCGGUGAUCCGUGUCGAUGGAUCCUCGUACCAGUCAAUUUGAUAGAUCACGAUGAUGAUAAACGCACUGUUCCAUCUGUGAACCAUAAUCAAACGUGUUAAUUUUGUGAUUGAGAAACACCGACACCGAAAAACUUCCGAACUACAACUCUUGUUUUUUAAAAUUCUCGACUGACACGUACAUAACACGUACACACGCGCAUACACACGCAUACAUACGGUGUUUCCGUUGAUAACAAAAAGAAAAAAAGAAAGAAAGAAAGAAAGAAAGAAAGAAAAGGCGUUGGAAAUCUCGAGCGUUGUAUUCGAUAAAAUGGAUGCUUAAUUGGAAAAAAUUUUUAAUCGUCGAUAAUCCUUUUUGACCGGAUGACAAAUUUUAUGAUAAUUUGUAAUUCUUCUUUGAUAAUGAAAUUUCGGAUCGGUUUUGUCGGGGCACAACGCGUCGAGAUUUUGAAUUUUCCUAAAGCUUUACGAAGAAGAUUAGAUUUCAAAUUUUUCGAAUUUGAUAUAGUUAUUCGAUACAGACUUCUGUAUUGCGAUCACAAUAAUUAUGUAAAGUUGAAUUGUAACUAUAUAAUUAUAAUUAGAAUUGUGUAAAAUUAUUUUACAUUGUCUUAUGGGGAAGGGAGGGGAAUGGGAGGAAUCGAUCGAAUAUGUAACGAAUUUUUCACGUUUGAAAAUUCUUACGAUGGCCGAUAUGUAAUAUAAAUAUGGAAUGAUGGAAGUCGCAAUACGGAAGUGAAAAAUUGUUGAAUAAAAAAGAAAAGGAAAGCGUAGAAUAUAAGCGAAAUUAAUUGUUGUAUAUACAUUUUUCUUCUAUUGGAGUAAAAAAUAAGAAUUGUUCACAAUUUUAGAGAAUUACAGGAUGCUAAAUAAGUAUCGUUCUUUCAAAGAUGAAGGAAAAAAAAAAGAAAAGAAAAUAACAAGAGAAAUCAAUAUCCAGUGGUCCAGUUUAUUGAAAAUAACAAAAUGAUGAAUCCAUGAACAUUCGAAAUAAUAAAUUAAUCUUACGAUUGCCCUGAUAGAAAUCAAAAGUAGUUAAAAGUAGAGAUAAUGAAUAAUACAUUUUUUUCUCGCGAUGACACACAUUUAUUUUUUAUUUCUUUUUUUUUUUUUUUCUCUCCUGUAAAUAGACAUCGACAUCAAACCAGGAAUGAAAGUUUUUAGAGAUACCGAUGAAUUUUCUCGUUCAAAUACAUUACGUGUUAAUAGAGGAAGCGGAAAAGUCAAUCGAAUGUGAUCGAAGCGACUGAAUUGUAGAAAAAAAAAAAAGAAAAGAAAAAAAAAUGAAAAAUAUUACGUAAUUAAUAAAACGAAUUAAUAAAAGAAAAAAAAGGAAACGAAAGAUUUUUAUCAAUCGAAAGUCGGUCGAGAUACAUAUUCGACGUGAUAUAGGAUUAAUUCGUCGUUAUUUCCCCGCAAUAAUUUGCCGUUAGCGAGCAUGAUCAAUUCGAAACGGAAUUUUUCAGAUUUGAUUCUUUCGCAAACAAUCGGCCACUCGCUAAUUAAAAAAGAAGAGCAAAUUGUUGCUAAACAUUGCGCGUAAAUCGUAAAAAAAAAAAAAAAAAAAAGAAAAGAAAAAUAUUCUAUCCUCGACAAUGGGCCCUGUUAAACGCUUAAUUUGUUAAGAAUAUUUUUAAAAAUUUACUUGACAUAUUUCUGAAACGAAAAAUUGUUGGAUUUGCGCAUCGUCAGAUAUUUUUCUUUAACGUCGGAAUGAGCGGAGAGAAUGGAAUGGAAAUUGUAAAAAAAAUGUAUUUGUAAUUAGAGAAAGUCAUUAGUGGUGAGAGAGAGAGAGAGAGAGAAAGAGAGAAAGAGAGAAAUAAUAAUUAUAUAUCGACCUGUCAACUGGCGUGAAACUGGCCUAGAGUAUUCUGCAUUCUUCGUGUUAUUGCACUUAUGCAAUGUAAAAACUACAUACGGAUAGUAAAAAAAAAUCAUCAUGCUCAGAAACAGGUUUUGAUUUUCGAGAAAAGGAAUGCACGUAGUUGGUUGGCAUCGAUUGUAUAAAAAAAAAAAAAAAAAAGAAAAAAUAUCAUACGUGCAGACUAUAGCUUUUUCCUUGAUAGUUGACGCAAUUUCUGUGAAACUAUAGUAGAUUUUUAGCAGAGACGAAAUGUAUUUUAUUCACCGACUCGAACUAUAACGAGAGAGAGAGAGAGAGUGAGAGUGAGAGUGAAAGAGAGAAAGAGAGAGAGAGAGAGAGAUAGAGAAAAGAAAGAGAAGAUAUUAUGAUUACGCGAGAAGAGAACGAACGCGAUAUAACGAUUCUCGCAACUUUCGAACUGGAGACGUUGUUUCGAAUGUUACAUUAACAUUCACGGACACAAGAUGAUGUGAUAAGGGGGCAUAAGAGGUAUUUGUAUCUUGAAGACUUACGUAAUCGCGUGUAACGAGUUAGCAUCCGGUGUUCCAUUUUAGAAUGACGAAUACACUUUCGUACAUAUAUACAUACAUACACACACAUACACACGUCACCAUGAUUCCCUUAUCUUUUUUUUUUUUUUUUUUGGUUAUUUUUAUCGCACACGCGCGAGUGUGUUUACGCUUACAUUCAAGAUGCAGAAACAGAAGAGUACUACGUGUAGGUGUUAAAAAUGAUAUUUUUGCGAGAGAAUCGAUAUUACAGUAUCUAUAGAGAGAAAGAGAGAGUGAGAGUGAGUGAGAGAGAGAGAGAGAGAGAGAGAGAGAGAGAGAGAGAGAUAUCCAAUGUUUCCGAUCGAUCAUUUUUUUUAAACGGCUAUACGUAAGUGUACAAGAUGUAAAUUGUUUUACCGGGUUGCGCGAGUAAAUAUCGAAUAACCUCGACACGUUGAAACAUUUUUUUAAAUCACGACCGGUUGCACGGAGCCGGCGUUUUCUUUUUCUUUUUUUUUUUUUUUUUUUCGAUCCGAGUAAUAAUUUUUUAACGGAUGUAAUCCUUUAGGUGAUAAAAUUAUAUUCGUGAUUCGAUAUUACCGCGAACGAAAAUGAUAAAUGGAUCUAAAAGCGUAGAUAGAGAAACUCGAAGUCUCUGCGAAAUUGUCGUAUUUCCGAUUUUUAAUCGGGCAUACGCUGGAUUUUUCACUUUUAAAAAGACCGAGUCUUUCGAGUAACAUAACGUAAAGAGUCAAUUUUGGUUAAAAAAAAAAAAGGGAAAAGAUAGCGAAGAAAAAAAGAAAAAAAAAGAGAAAAAUGAAAAGAAGCGUGAAACGCUGAGAAUAUUAAAGAGUCAUAGCGAAGAUUUCCAUUAUUUUCCAAGUUUGUGCGUUUUAACACGCACUUCUCUCUUCUAACAUUUUUUUUUUUUUUUCUAUUUUUUUCGUUUUUUUUUUCUUUUUUCUUUUUUCUCUAAUCUCGAUCGUACUCGAUAAGCGUGUAAUUCAUCUUUAUUUUUGUAUUGACGCAAAAAUCCAAAAACUACACACAGCGUUAUCACACAGCGCACAAUUUAACUCCGAGACGCGAGAAAUGUUCCUUUGAAAGCAUGCACGCAUAAAUAUGUACAAAACCAUACAGAGCGAAUCUUUAAAAGUUAGUAGAAUAUACGAGUAUUAAAUGGAUAUUUUAUUUCGACUAUCCGGUUGAGAAACCAUUGUCUAGAAGAAAAUAUUUCGAUCCGGGAUUAAACUUUCGAUUAAUACGUUGCUUAUCAAUCGAAAUCAAGUAAAAAUGAAUCGUUUUCUCAAUUCUUCCACGUGUGAAUCGAAAAUAAAUUAAAGAAAAAAAAAAAAAGAAUGAGCGUGACAAUACGCGAUAUCCUUGAUAUCGAUCGAUUUUCAUUUCUGUUCAACAGGAAGAGAUGUUGAAAAGUUCGAUUGGAUUUGAUGAUGAACGAGAAUCGAGCUUUCAAAAGUUUGAUUCGAUGCAAUUUGAUGAGCAACGUGUUAAGAGCAAAAAGUAUUCGAUAGUUCUAAAUACACAAUAGACAGACAAUAAAGAAAAUGCAAGUAUCAAAAGAGAAAGAGGAUUGCGCGAAUUCUUUUUAUGACUCGUUACUUCGACUUUCGAAGGAGAACAUUCUCUCAGUCGAGCGAAUUAUUCUACGAAACUGUCGAUUAUUCGUUGCUAGAAAAAAAUGCGCGGAAAAAAAGUCUGGAUCAUUCUGGAUGGAAAAUCAAAUAAUUCUUAAAAUUUCUAUAACCUUUCCACAUUGUCGUGAAACUGUAAUUUUUCUAACUGGUCUCAACGUGAACUUUGAACUGUGAAAGAAUACUGUGCGAAGUAUUCGUAAUUUCCAAGAGGAUCAAUCGUUUUCUAAAUUGUUAUUUGAUAAUAUACAUUACUUUUAUUAACAAUUGUAAGACGUAACAGUUAUAGUUUCGUAAAUUAUCAUUUAUUUCAAAUUCUACAUCUAAUUUCUAUAUUCUAGAUCCCUAAAAUCCUCUAACAAUUUCAAAAAUUCAUUGUGAAAUUCUUUGAGGGAUUAAAAAAAUUAAACAUAACGUUGAAAUUUGAAACUUUGAACGAACAGUUAAUAGAAAUUAGUUUCAUUUGUCUUUAAAAAAAAAAAGUAUUUAAUAGAAACUUAAAUUAGACGAAUCAUUCUCAUUACAAUUCUUCACGAUGCAAGGAUCAUCAAUGUUUAUGCAGCACGAAAGUACGAUCAAAAUCUUUUAAGAUUUUAUUCCAAGGAAUAAAAUUCGUUCCUUUCCUGUCGAAUAGCAACGAAUAAUCGCCUUUUUUUGAAACGGCGACCCAAGUCACGCCGUUCACAAAUAUUUCACACUUUCUCCACAUUUAUUCACGCGCCUCUAAUAAACAACGGUACAUCAAAUCAAAUCAAAAGCUCGCGGCAAGACUGACGUGUCGCCGGGCCUUUCCUUCGAAUUCAAAAGAUGGUCUCGUCUUUUAUCAAAAAAGAAAAAAAAAAGAAAAAAAAAAGGACAAAAAAAACGACGAGACGAUUAAAACAAAGAGACACUUAGAGCCUCAGGAAGACCAAAACAAAAUAAAUAAUUAAUUAAUUAAAUAAAAGAUGCAUUAUCUCAGAUUCGUAGAUUUCCGUUUUUUGAUCAGUGUGGCGAAAGACAUAUCACCGGCCGUGGAUGACGAUUUUCGAAUAAAGGUAUCGGUACAGAUUUUUUCGAAAAUGAGGAACGAAAAUGGCGGACGAGAAAGGGGAAAAACGUAUCUCGUUCUCGAGAACGAAAAAAAAGACUAAUUUCUUGUCCUUUCGAAGAUCCUUGCGAAGAAAAACGCGCAAACGGCUGGCAAAUCGCUAUUACACAAUAUGGGACCGUUUUUUAAAGAUAAGACAGUUUUUAAUUUUAUCGUUCAAUUCCCUCGCCCAGUCGACGGCCAUGCCGCGGAAUAUGAUUUCGCGGCACUGCCUCCGUAUAUUGCUAGUUUCGUAACACAUCGAUCCAGAGGUCGAUUAUUCGACGCGCGUGGAGGGGGACCAUUUUUUUUUCGUCCCCUCUCCCACGGCGUGGUUCUCUGACAAACCGUCAACCGUGGUGGAGAUUGAUAAAUUUAUUACAAAAAAAUAAAAAGAUGUAAAAAAAAGGAAAAAAAAAAAAAAGAAAAGAAAAGAAAAAAAGAAGAAUAAGAGAUAAGAUAAAAGAACAGUAAAGACUUACCUCAGUAAACGUAAAUUGUAAACGCAAGAAUCAAACGUCUUUAUGAUCGAGAGUAUACACCGUAGAGCCGAUGUCCUUUGUAUAUUUUCCGUAUUGUAAAUAAUUAUACAUACGCCUUAUCGGUAAUUAAUCGCUGUACGAUAACCGUCGACCUUGCGCAUUAUUUAAUAUAUAUACAUACACUGACACACAUACACACACAUACACACAUACACACAUAUAUAUAUAUAUAUAUUAAAUAUUAAAUUUAUGCGAAUUCAUUGGAAUUCAAUGAAACUUGUGUAAAAACUUGCAGAAAAAGCGACGCGUGUCGAGAAAGAUACUUCGAUCUAGCGAAAAAAAUCAAUGCUUUAAUUAUUGUGAAUUAAUAAUUUAGCUUUCGAUGAUUUUUUUUCUUUCUUUUUUUUUUUUUUCUUUUUUUUAACGAAAGGUGAAACGAAUUUUACGAAUUUGUCCAACAAUUUUUAAAUAUCAAUUUUUGUACAUAUUACGUUUGUUUAUCCAUUGUUUGCGACGUUUUUUAAUCACUGUAAUUUUUAAUAUACCGAGAAUUGAGCUCUGUUAGCACUGUUUGUAUAUGUGUAACAUUCUUUUUUUUUCAUUAUUUGAUUUAUUUUGUUAGUUAUUAGCCGAUGCUAUUAUUAAUCAUUGUCCAGUCUGUGUUUCCGAGUUGAGAUUUGUUUCUCUAGGAAAAUAAAUUUUAGCGAGAAUAAUAAACACAUGCGUAUAUCUAUUUUUUGUGUUUUUGUUAUGCAAUUUUUUAUGUAUUAUUAUUAUUAUUAUUUCUUUUUUUUUAUCGAUGAUUUAUUCUUUUUUAUUCCUUUUUUUUUUCUUUUUUCACUACAAUAAGAUUUUUCAGCGAGAAUCACGACGGAGGAGGAAUCGCGUUGAUGAUAUAUUUAGAAAUUUUACAUUCAAUAGUAGUAGUAGUAUCGACCUGCGUUGCUUUUUCUCGAAAUCGAGAUCAAGAUCGAAUAUUAGAGAAUUGUAAGCAUAAAAUAAUGUGAAACGAAAAAAAAAAAGAAAGAAAAAAAAAGAAAAGAGAAAGAAAGAAAAGAAAGAAAGAGGCCUACGUUAAUCGACACUCUGUCUAUCUCUGUUUUUUCGUAUUUCAUUUUGCAAGUUGCGAGGGGCGGACGGGUACGAUAAAACAGUGACUAAUAAGUUAAACACAAGUUUAGCCAUGCGGCACGACUAGUAAUUGCGGGAAACAAAUUUUUUGGAGAACUAUAUAUACCGAUAGUUAUCGAUGUAUGACUGUGAGAGAGAGAGAGAGAGAGAGAGAGAGAGACACGAGGUUUUUUGGUAAAUAUUUAUUAUUAUUAUUAUUUAUCAAAAGAAAGAAAAAAAAGAAAAGAAAGAGAACGUAGUUAUAGUUAACGAAACGUUUCGUUCGAGCUUGUUAUGUUUUGAGAGAGAUCUAAAAGAAAAGGAAAAUGAAACGAGAGGCGACUUUUGUUUAUUGUCGCGUAACGUGUUAAUGAGAAUGAGAGAGAAAGAGAAAAAUUGAGUGACAGAGAGAGAGAGAGAGAGAGAGAGAAUGAGAGAGAAAAAAUUGCGAGGAAUGGACUGAGAAUUAGAGUGAAAUUAAACAAAAAAAGAAAAGAAAAGAAAGGAACGAUCGAUUGAGAUUGCAAAUUUUUUGACGAACGAACAUAGGUUUUAAGAAGUACCAAAAAACGAAAAAAUGAAAAAAAAAAAAAAAAAA
Apis mellifera (honey bee) is the source of this 17162-nucleotide messenger RNA. RefSeq names its product protein split ends. Gene Ontology annotation, molecular function: DNA binding; chromatin binding. NCBI's taxonomy places the organism in Eukaryota, Metazoa, Arthropoda, Insecta, Hymenoptera, Apidae. The transcript is spliced from 9 exons. The coding region runs from base 2180 to 9901 and encodes 2573 amino acids. The record is from RefSeq and is a predicted model, not a curated record. Gene Ontology annotation, cellular component: nucleus; chromocenter.